AUGCUGCUAACGAUGUGGAAAUACGUCAUGGACCAGCGGCAGACGCUACGCGACCGCGAGAAGGCGGACAUCCACUUCCUGAACGCGCUUCAGCUGGCGGACCUCCGGGCUAUCUGCCGUGAGGACACCCCCGGCUGGGUGCACUUCCAGGAGUUCGAACAUGUGCACUGGCUGAACGUGCAGCUGCAGGAGGUGUGGAAGUAUGUGGAUCGGGCAACAUCUCAUCUAGUGAAGGAGGUGGUGGAGCCAAUGCUAGACAGCUACAAGCCGUCGGGAGUGUCGUCGCUGACGUUCAAGCGCUUCAAGCUCGGCAGCAAUGCACCGCGCAUCGAAGGUGUGAAGGUACAACGGCUGGUGGAGCAGCAGGUGAUGGUGGAUAUGGACUUGUGGGUUGGAGGGGGCUCGUCUAUCAUCCUUGCCAUCGCCAGCAUGGGCGUCAAGAUGCACGUGCAGCUGCGCUCCACUUCAGCACUUGCCUCCUUGACAGCAGCUGGGCGAGCAGCUGCCGUGCAUCGAUGCCGUCGUGAUCUCCAUCCACAAGAAGUGGGAGAGCAGCUGCCGUGCAUCCACAAGAAGUUGCUCCCCAUCACUGCGCUCCCCAUCAAUGCGCUUCCCAUCAAUGCGCUUCCCAUCAAUGCGCUUCCCAUCAAUGCGCUUCCCAUCAAUGCGCUCCCCAUCACUGCGCUCCCCAUCACUGCGCUCCCCAUCAAUGCGCUCCCCAUCAAUGCGCUCCCCAUCACUGCGCUCCCCAUCACUGCGCUCCCCAUCAAUGCGCUCCCCAUCAAUGCGCUCCCCAUCACUGCGCUCCCCAUCACUGCGCUCCCCAUCACUGCGCUCCCCAUCACCGCACAUGCGCUACACUACAAGCAACGGGGAGAUUGCCAUGUCAUGUCAGGCACCUUCUCAUCCUCUCCUCCGCCCGCGCAUGCGGAUAGAGUACAAGGUGAAGGCGAUGGGGUGGUUGUGAGAGCGCAUCGACGUGCCGCUCCCCUUCACCCCCCUCUUCCCCCUUCACCCCUCUUCCCCCUUCACCCCUCUUCCCCCUUCACCCCUCUUCCCCCUUCACCCCUCUUCCCCCUUCACCCCUCUUCCCCCUUCACCCCUCUUCCCCCUUCACCCCUCUUCCCCCUUCACCCCUCUUCCCCCUUCACCCCUCUUCCCCCUUCACCCCCCUCUUCCCCCUUCACCCCCCUCUUCCCCCUUCACCCCCCCCAGCCGCGCAUGCGGAUAGAGUACAAGCUGAAGGCGAUCGGGGGGCAGCUGUCGUCCAUCCCGGGGCUGGCGGGGAUGAUAGAGAGCACGGUGCACAGCGCCAUCGAGAGCACCCUCAUGUGGCCCGAACGCAUCGUCGUGCCACUCGCCCCGUCGUUUGAUGCCAGCUCACUCGAGAUGCACUACGAGGGUUCAGUGGUGGUGACCGCGUGGAGGGCGGAGGGGUUGAAGAACGUGGAUAUGAUGAGCGUGUCGGACCCCUUUGCCAUCCUCUGGACGCACUGCAAGCACAAGGCCGUCACCCGCACCAUUGACAAUGACCUCAACCCGGUCUGGAACGAAACUUUCGAGCUGCCCGUGGACGACAUCCACACUGCGGAGCUCUUCAUUCAGGUGGAGGAUGAGGAUAGCUUUGGGAGUCAGAACCUGGGGUACGCUAUGUACCCUUUAGUGGACCUCCUCGAUAAGGACACAGUGCAGACGGUCACGCUGACGCUGCUGCCGAAGCUCAACAACGACCGCAUGCUUGGCAUCGACCACAAGCUGGGGCGCAUCACCCUGCAGAUGGUGUAUCGCAGCUACACACCAGAGGAGAAGGUGCAGGUGACCGCAGCAGAGAAGGCCCGCGACCCCAAGGCGGGAAGUGGAGGGGAUGGUGGUGGUGCCUCGGGCGGUGAUGGGUCUGGUAGCGGCUUCAGCAGUGGCUUUGCAGACGCAGCUGCUGCUGCUGUCGCUGAGGCUGCUGCUGCUGAGGCUGCUGAGGCUGCUGCUGCUGCUGCUGCUGCUAAAGAGGAGGAGGAAACUGAGGAUGGGGAUGUGGAUGCUGAUUAUGGUGACGGCAGCAGCAGCAAAGGUAAGCAGGGUGGAGCAGGAGGGGGGGGCAGUAGCAGCAGUGGUAGCAAGAGCAGGGCACUUGAUAGACUGAAGAAAAAGGGAGAGGGCGAGGGCAGUGGAGGAAGGACCAUGUGGGGAUCACUUAAAGGGUGGGCAGGCGGGCAGAAGGCAAAGGGGAAGAAGAGUGGUGGUGAGGGGUGGGACGCGGUGGCGGAUAAACUGGUGGAGACAUCAAAAGGACGGGAGCUUCGGAGGAGCUUUCAGGUGUCGAGGGAGAGUAGGAGAGAGGGAGGAGGAGAGGAGGGGGAGGAUGAGGAUUUGGAGGAUGAGGAGGAGGAGGACGAGGAGGAGGAAGGUGAAAAGGGGUCUCCUUGUGUGGAAAACGGAGAGGAGGGUGAAAGAGGGAUGGAUGGGGAGGAGAGUAUGAGGGAGGGGGAUUAUGGGGCUGGUGGGCUUGGUGCAGGCUCAGAACGGGGAGACAGGGAGGGGGGAGAGGAUGGAUUGAACAGCGACACAGGGAGGAGAGGUGCGGGGGAAGAGGUAGCGCGGGGGCAGAGGAUGAACGGUGAGCCGUUGAAAGAGGGAUGCGCGCUGCAGGAGAAUUCAAUGGAGGGAGGAGAAGGCAGUGGGGAAGAGAGAAGUGCAGGAGAGAGAAGUGCAGGAGAGAGAAGUGCAGGAGAGAGAAGUGCAGGAGAAGGGAGAAUGAAUGGGGAGAUGAAGACGGGUGAGAGAGAAGGUGAGGGAGGGGGCAGCGGUGGUGGAGGGGCGAGUGGCAGGGACGGGCAGAGGAGGGGUGACGGGCAGGGAAGGGGCGUGGGUGGCGUGCAGAGGAAGAGGGAGGUGAGGCGGAUGCUGCUGCGGGCGAUGCUGGAGCGCAAGGAGAGCCCCGAGCGCAAGGAGAGCCCCGAGCGCAAGGAGAGCCCCGAUGUUGCACGCUCUCGCUCUGGCUCUGCUGACGCUGUUGAUGCCGGUGAUGCUGCUGGUGACGGUGCUGGCACUGCUGAUGGUGGUGAUGCUGCUGCUGGUGGUGGUGGUGGUGUGCGGAGUGGGAAUGGUGAGGAGGGCGGUGGGGUGGGCGUGAGCCAUGGUGCUGGGGAGUGGAAUGCGGUGAUGGACGGUGUGGUGGAGUUGGUGCAAGAGCAGGAGCGGGAGCGAGAGCUGACAAGGAGUAUGCAGGUGUCGAGGAGAUGGAGGACGGGCGGUUUGGCAGGAGAGGAGGAUGGGGAGGAGUGUGGAGACGAGGAGGAGGGGGAAGAGGAGGAUGGAGAAGAGGAGCGGGGGAAUGGGGAUGAAGAGGAUAAGGGGAGUAAGGGGCAGAUGAACGAAGAGCAAUCAAGAAGGGAGAUGGAGGUUGGGCAGGCGAGCAAGAUAGGUGGUGCGGUGAGAAAGAGGGAGCUGAGGAGCUUGCUGCUGGGGGCGCUGUUGGAGAGGAAGGACAGCCCGCGGGGAUUACAGGCUAGCGUGGACCUAGCUGUUGGUGAUAGCGGCAGUGGCAGCGGCAGUGGCAUUGGUGCUGGUGCUGGUGCUGUUGCUGGUGCUGGUUCUGGCAGUGGUCGAAGUGGGGAGGGCAAGGGGCUGAGGAGAAGGUGGGGCGCCCUGAUAGAGACCUCUCAGGCCUCUACUCCUCGCUCUGCCGCCGGUGCCGCCAGUGCCGCUAGUCCUGCCAGUGCUGCCAGUGCUCCCGUUGUUACCGGUGCUGCCGGUGCUGCUGCUGCUAUUGCAGCGGCUAUUGCUGCUGCAAGGGAUCGAAGGAUGGCCUCUUCCUCCACCGCUGCUGCAGCUGUUCUGUCAGGGAGUGCUAGAAGGAGUGAUGUCUCUUCCGCUGCCACAGUAGGGAGUGUGAGUGCUGGUAAGCUUUCCAACGUAGUAGCUGCUGUGAGUGCUGCUGCUGGGAGUGCUGGUGCUGGGAGUGCCGCCGGGAGUGCCGCUGGGAGUGCCGCCGGGAGUGCUGUGGGGAAGAAGUCCUUAAGUGGGAUGGCACGGGCGGUGGAUACGGGUCGAGCCUUCAGCCAGGCUUUAAGCAUCCUUGCGGAUAGGAAGAUGCCUGGAAAGGGACUGGGAGGGAAGGGGCUUGCAGCGGUGAGGCGUGUUGGAGGAGGAAGGGGGCACAUGCGCAGUAAGACGGUUGAGGAUGCGCCUUCCUUUGAAGCAGAUGAAACGGUGGUGGUGGGAGAUGAAACGGCGGUGGCGGGAGAUGAAACGGUGGUGGCGGGAGAUGAAACGCGUGGGUGUGAUGACGAUGGGCAGAAGGUGGUGCGGUUUGGAGCUGGCGGCAAGGCAAAGAGCUAUGCUGCGCUGGAGGGUGUGCUUGGUGGAGACAUGGACACGCAGGGAGAUGACUUGGAGGGAGAUGGCGACGCAGAGGUGUGGGAAAUGUCGUGUGUGGCUGUAACGAGUGUGCCUGUAACGGGUGUGGAAGCAGCAAGCAGUGGUGCCAGUGGUGCCACGGAUGUCACGGGCAGUGCUGAGAUUGGGAGGAGUGUAGAGAGCUGUGAGUUGAGUGAGCGGAGAGCGGGGAGUGACAGUGCUGACUGUGCAGGGGCAAGGGGGCAGGCAGAAACAGAUGCUGAAUUGCGAAGAGGGAGUGAGAGGCGUGGGGGGCAAGGGAGGGUUGGGGAGGGGGAGAGGAGUGGAGAGGGGGCGGAUGAGGGCAUGAGGGAGGGCGGUGGAGGUGGGGAAAGGGGUGAGGAUGACGUGAGAGGUGAUAGGCGUGAGAGUGAGGAGAGCGCUGAACGAGAUGAGAGAGGUGAAAGAGAUGAGGGUGACGAGAGAGGGGAGAGAAGGAUGGAGGAUGAAGAAGAGAGAGGGAGGCAGAAGGGAGAGGUCGGAGGAGGGAGUAGAGGAGAGGGUAGGAUGGAUAGCGUGGAUGAGUGGAGUAGAAGCCAUGUAGGUGAAUCAGCGAGGCUGGCAGAUACAGUGGAGGGUAGAGCAGGGGAGUGCAGAGAAGGGGAAAGCAGAGGGGAGGAGGGCAGAGAGGAGGAGAGCAGAGAAGGGGAUAAUAGAGAAGGGGAGAGUAGGGAAGGGAAGAGCGGAGAGCAGAUGGGCUUGAAAGAGGAGAGCAUGGAAGGAGGCUCUGUGGCUGAUUCAUUGACUGCAUGCUCUGUACUGCCGCACGCUGCCAGCAGGCAUACUCCCUUAGGGGGGCAGGAAGGUAGGGAUUUACCUGGGGGGAGAGAGGGAAUGGGAGAUGAUGACACAGUGAUGAGUGGAAGAGGGGCUGACACGUGGCAUCAAGGAGAUGAAACUCUCGUGCAAGGAGAUGAAACUCUUGAGCAAGGGGAUGAAACUCGGAGGGAAGCGGAGGUGCUUGUGGCUACGGAGGCUGCGUACUGUGAGGGGGAGGUGGAGGGAAGGGGCGUAACAGGCAAGGACACAGGGCACAGCCGGAUUGUGGGGAAGGGGAAGGGUGGAGCGUGGGGAUUUGCUAAGAAUGUGAAGAAUGUGGGGCGGGCGCUUAGAGGAAUGAAGGGCGGCACCAAGUGUGUGUAUUCUCCGGAGGAGUUGCGGGAUAGGUUGGAGGAUAGGCGAGAGGAGAUGGAGAGCAUGGCUGAGAUGGAAGGGAAGCGUGCAAAUGCAGAUAUGGAUCUGGAUUGA
Closterium sp. Naga37s-1 is the source of this 5640-nucleotide messenger RNA. The record is from the annotation of a GenBank genome assembly. Lineage: Eukaryota; Viridiplantae; Streptophyta; Zygnematophyceae; Desmidiales; Closteriaceae.